Messenger RNA from Ceratitis capitata (Mediterranean fruit fly), 4583 nucleotides. RefSeq names its product 1-phosphatidylinositol 4,5-bisphosphate phosphodiesterase gamma-1 (gene sl). Lineage: Eukaryota; Metazoa; Arthropoda; Insecta; Diptera; Tephritidae. Gene Ontology annotation, biological process: phospholipid catabolic process; positive regulation of epithelial cell migration; phosphatidylinositol-mediated signaling. Gene Ontology annotation, molecular function: phosphatidylinositol-4,5-bisphosphate phospholipase C activity; protein binding. The record is from RefSeq and is a predicted model, not a curated record. The transcript is spliced from 4 exons. The coding region runs from base 406 to 4149 and encodes 1247 amino acids.
GUGCCGUGUUGAGAAAAUCAUCAAUGAAAACUUUCCUCAACAAGUGUUUUAAGUUGCUAAUAAUUGAGUUUAAUAUUAAGUAGCGUGAUCUAAUUUUCAGUAAAUAUAUUAUUGCGAUUGUAAUUAGAAAAAAAGUGAUUGAAGAAACUGAAUUUGGUUGGGCAUAUACAAAAUAUGCAAAGCAAUGCGGCUGCCGUAAAAACCUAUUGGAUUGUACUAUCAAACAGAAAGAGUGAAGGCGAACGCAGCAAACAAAAGGGAAAAUACAAAAACAAUACAUACAGCAACAGGAAGUUACAAAAAUAGAUAAGUCCAGCGCGCAAGUGAUUGACCAGCUACCAACAGCAAACAAUAAAUUUUAGGCAUUUACUUAUCUAUACACUUGCAACGCAUUAACCACUCAACAUGUUAAAUUGCUUUAGCGCAAUGAGUGUACCAACAUUGGGUGAAAUGGAACAAACAAUUUGUAUGCUUGAACGUGGCACGAUUAUUACCAAGCUAUAUUCUAAGCAUCGUCCUGAACAGCGUCGUCUGAUGUUGGUUCGCGAAACUAGGCAGCUUUUGUGGUCAUCCGUUAGCUCAGACACACGUACUGAUUAUGAGGGUUCACUUGAGCUACGCGAAAUACGUGAAAUACGCGUAGGGAAGUGUUCAAAAGAAUUUCGCAAUUGCGCAGAAGAUGCAAAACGUUUUGAGCCAUCAAAGUGCUUUGUAGUUUUACAUGGCAGCUCAUUUAAGCUAAAAACUUUCUCAGUUGUAGCGCUCUCAGAAGUCGAGGCAGACAAUUGGAUACGCGGUCUACGGUAUAUGGUGCAGGACACCGUCAAUGCACCUUAUCCACUACAAGUUGAACGUUGGCUACGACGUGAGUAUUACGCCAUUGAAAAUGCGACAAUGCAGUCUGCAAAAGAUGGCAGUCAAGUUACGGUUAAGGACUUUAAAAGUUUUCUUGCAAGUAUUAGUUGUAAAAUGACCACAACCAAACUUAUGGAAUGCUUCACAGAAGAUGAUGUUAGACGUAAAAAUGAUUUACGAUUUGAUGAUUUUUCACGAUUAUAUAGAAAAUUGCUAGUGACACCAAAUUUUUUGGAAGAAAUGUUUUACAGUACACCUGGCACAUUUCCAUAUUCCAAGGAUGGUGAAACGGUGACAUUACGUGAAUUCCAAAACUUUCUUAUGCAGGAACAACAUGAGUUAAUGGGACGAGACGAUGCUUCCGUUUCGAACUUUAUACGGGACUUCUUGCAGGAUGUUGAACGCGAUGUGCAAGAACCCUACUUCACAUCAAGUGAAUUUCUCGAUUAUCUUUUCUCAAAACAAAAUGAUCUCUGGGAUCGCAAUUGUGAUCGCAUUUAUAUGGACAUGAAACAACCCAUGUCUGCAUAUUGGAUAGCAUCGUCGCACAAUACCUACCUAACUGGGGAUCAGUUUUCCAGUGAAUCGUCGUGCGAAGCGUAUGCGCGUGCACUGCGCAUGGGCUGCCGCUGUAUAGAAUUAGACUGUUGGAAUGGCGCAGACAAUUUACCAUAUAUUUUUCAUGGCCACACAAUGACAUCAAAAAUUAAAUUCAAAGAUGUUAUUAAAACAAUAAAAGAACAUGCAUUCGUUACAUCAGAAUAUCCAGUAAUUUUAUCAAUUGAGCAGAACUGCUCAUUAGAACAGCAACGUAAUAUGGCACAGGCGCUUAUUGAGGUUUUCGGUGAUAUGCUGUUGACUCAGCGUUGCGAUCGCUCCGAAUUACAAUUGCCUUCUCCACAUCAACUUCGUCGCAAAAUUAUACUUAAACACAAAAAACUGCCUGAAUAUGAAGAUGGUUGCCCUGGUGGUCCGGGUAUUGUUGGUGGUGGAUCGGGUAUAUUAACCACAAGUGGCAGUAGGUCAUCCAUUAGUGGUGGAGUUGGUGAUGAAAAUGAAAAUGCGCGUAACUUCCUUAAAGAAGGAAUGCUAUAUUUCAAAGAUCCAGUGGACAAAGCCUGGAAUAUUUACCAUUUCGUAUUAACACAACAACAAUUAAUUUACUCUUCACAUACUGAUGAAAAUAAUGCUGGCGGUGCCGAUGAUGAUGACAACGCCGUUACACAAAAAACAUCUACUACAUUGAUGCCAAAAUCCAAAGAUAACUUUGUGAAUGAUGAAUUGCAUUUUGGGGAAAAUUGGUUCCAUGGAAAAUUAGAAGGUGGACGCCAGGAGGCUGAUCAGCUUUUGGAAGCCUACAAACACUUAGGUGAUGGUACAUUUUUAGUACGAGAGUCGGCUACCUUUGUUGGCGAUUACAGUCUGUCAUUUUGGCGUCGAAAUCGUCCAAAUCACUGCCGUAUUAAGCUGAAACAUGAAAAUGGCGCAACCAAAUAUUAUUUAGUGGAUAAUUUUGUGUUCGAUUCCCUAUAUUCGCUUAUUGUGUACUAUCGGAAAAAUAUGUUGCGCAGCUCUGAAUUUUCAAUUACCCUGAAAGAACCCGUACCGCAACCGAAAAAGCAUGAAACACAAGAAUGGUUUCACCCACAUACAACCAAAGAGCAGGCUGAGCAAGUGCUUAUUAAAUUAGAUGUGGGCUCGUUCCUUGUGCGCCCAUCAGUUCAGAGUACAAAUGCUUUCGUUAUAUCAUUUACAAUUAAUCGCAAAAUCAAGCAUUGUCGCAUCAUGCAGGAGGGUCGCCUUUAUGUUGUUGAUACCAUACAAUUUGAAUCGCUUGUAUCAUUAGUCAAUUAUUAUAUGCGUAAUCCCUUAUAUCGCAAUGUAAAGCUUUUGUAUCCAGUAUCACAGGAGUUAUUGCGUCAGAAACUGCUCGCCUGCCAAACGUCGUUGGAACAUCACAAUGGAGGUGACUUCAAUGAUGCUUCCAGUUAUAUGGAUCCUAGUCUAGAUGACCGUGUCACAUGUAAGGCGCUCUACAGUUACAAAGCUAACAAACCGGAUGAGUUGUCAUUUCCAAAGCAUGCCAUUAUUACGAAUGUGCAGAGGAAUACAUCGAUGUGGUGGCGCGGCGAUUAUGGCGGUAUGGUUCAGCGCCAUUUCCCGGCUAACUAUGUGAAAGUAAUUGACUCCGCCGGCGAUGACUACAACUCUUUUAACGAUGACAAUAAUUGUGAAAAUAUCUCGCGCACCGAUUCGAUUGACAUACAUGGCGCCAUCGUACAUCUCUCCGAGUCAAAUGAACCAGGCAUACUGUUUCAAUUACAAAUUCAAACGCCGACAAUGCAAAAUUCCUUCAUCAUUGGUUUUGACAAUCAAGAAUUGGCCUACGAAUGGAUCAAAGCCAUACAAGAGGGUGCACAAAUCGCCAACCAAUUAGCUACAGAGCGUCGCAAAAAAGAACGUUCUGCACGUGUAGCGAAAGAAAUGUCUGAUUUAAUUAUAUACUUCCGCAGUGUGCCAUUCCGCGAACAUUCAUGGGUAUUCUAUGAAAUGUCUAGUUUCCCUGAAACUAAAGCUGAAAAACAAUUCUUGCAGCAAAACUGCAUGCUCUUCUUACAAUAUCAUCGCAAUCAGAUUAGUCGCGUAUAUCCAAAGGGUCAACGUUUGGAUUCAUCCAAUUUUAAUCCGGUGCCGUUUUGGAAUGUAGGCUCGCAAAUGAUUGCGCUUAACUAUCAAACUGGGGACAAAGCCAUGCAAUUGAAUCAGGCCAAGUUUCGUGAUAAUGGUAAUUGUGGUUAUCUAUUGAAACCGAAAUUUAUGCAAAGCGAUAGUUUCGAUCCAAAUAAUUCGCUGGCGAUCAGCUCACUGGAGGAGCGUUACGUAACGAUACGUAUUAUAGCUGGGCGGCAUCUCUUCCGUGGCGGUAAAUCUAAUAAUCCACAAGUUACUGUUGAAAUAUGUGGCGCCAGCUUUGAUUCGGGCAUUAAACAUCGCACCAAGACCAGUGAGAACGGUUUUAAUCCAAUGUGGAAUGAAAGUUGUGACUUCACUGUACGCAAUCCACAUUUUGCUCUGCUGCGUUUCGAGGUACAAGAUGAAGAUAUGUUUGCAGAGACACAUUUCAUAGCACAAGCUUGUUAUCCAUUGAAUUGCAUUCGUACGGGUUAUCGCAGCAUAACAUUGCGCAAUAAAUUUAGUGAAGAGUUGGAAUUGGCUUCAUUGCUGGUACAUGUGGAUAUUAAACAUACCAGCACAAGUGCAAUGAAUGAACAUACAGUGGUUGUGGGUUUUUAAAGAGAUUUUUUUACAUUCGUAAGUACCAAAGUGUAUUUUGUUGGAGAAACAUUUAUGCGAAUACUGUAUUUUUGUAUGCACAAAUAGUUUGUUAACAAAUAUCUUUACGUGACCCAACGAACAAAUGCUUUAGGGCAUUAUUAUUAUACAUAUCUACUUUUUAAACAAGUGAACAAAUUUAAAUCUUUUAUAUUAAAUAACUAAAAAUUAUUAUAAAUAUUUCUAAACAUAAUAUUGCAUUUAUUUCAAUUGUAUUGGAGAUGAGAAAGUGUAAUAGAAAGCUUUAUUAUAUUUUACUUUCAUACUUUCUUUAACUCUACUUUAGAUGCAGCAUUAUAUGUUAAAUCUAUUGUUUCUUUAAUAGUAUUUAAUAGCACUGAACAUUUUCUUCCAUUUUAACUAAUUAUUGCAACUCAAAUAAAGACUUAAAAUUU